CUUAGCAUAUAUCAUCAGAAAAACUUACCUAUUAUGAGUUUCGUCCUCACAGAUCUGCAACUGAUGCUUUUUAAUCUGAGUAAAAGAUAUAUAGGGGCACGAAUAUAAAGUUUUAAUUUUAGCCCGGGUUAAUUAAUGGUUUUGUUGGCGGCAAGACCAAGUAGACUGUCUCUCCUGCUCCGGAGGCGCGACUGUCAAAGGCGAUAAAUCAGCUGGUUGUGUAAUGAGUCUCGCAGUCGAGCCCGGUGAUGAAUGUGUGGAAUAAGAAGAGAGACCGCGCUGAACAAUGACGUGCUGUCCGUAGUGUGUGUGUGUGUGUGUGUGUGUGUGUGUGUGUGUUUCUAAUGUCAUUACUAAAAGACAGACGGAGAGCGCAGAAGCAGCAGAAUCUGCAGCAUAUGAACUCCAUAAGAGUCUCCACUGGAACAAUGAUUUAGAGUCGAGCGCUGCUCGUUUGUGCUUCGCACUUUUAACAACUUUCGGGAGCAAAAUAUAAUAUUAUUCACAGUGAUCAUGUCAGAAUCUGUACGGAAGAUGCUGAGGGCGAAGCUCGUAGUGCUGGGAAGAGAUAACUGUGGGAAGACAGCUCUGUGUGUCAGAUUCAUCACCAGGCGUUUUAUUGGAGAGUAUGAACAUAAAAAGGAGGUCACCUACAGGUGUCAGAAAAUUGUGGACAAGGAGGCGAUUGAACUGGAGAUUUUAGACACUGUUAAUAAGGAGUGUGUAGGACCUGCUGCGUCCUCUCUGGAGAGUUCCAUUAAAUGGGGUGAUGGGUUUCUCAUUAUGUACUCCGUGACGGACCGCAGCAGUUUUGAGGCUGUGUCGCGCCUGAAAAGGCUGAUUGACCACGUUAAACAAACACUCGGUAUUCCAACAGUCAUCGUUGCCAAUAAAUGUGACAUGGAGAACGGCCGAGUGGUGAGGACAGAUGAGGGGCAAGUUUUAGCCUCAGACCUGAGGUGCAGUUUCUUUGAGCUGUCUGUAGCCGAGGACACUUCAGCAGUGGAGGCUGCGUUCGGCCAGCUGGUGCGUGAAGUGCGUCAGGAGUUUCAGCGCCACCUGGUGGCUAUGGACAAGCGCUCACGGAUGCUGCAGAUGAGACAUGCACUCAAAAACAAACUCACACGGAGUAAAACCAUGCAGUGGUGACAAGGAGGACUAAAUGCAGUUAAGACCUAACAACUAUAUUGCUGUAUCCUGUCAUGACUACCUUUCAGAGAAGAACAAGUCCCUUUUGGGUUUCCAAAUACGGUCAUGGACAGUGUUAUCUGUAUGUAUAUUUAUGACACACAGCAUAAAGUAGGAAAAGCAAGUGUUUUUAAAAAUGCAGUGUGUAAUUUAUGUGCCACUGGCAGUACCGAAUUGAAUUGCAAAAACAAUAAAUGCUAAAAUGGACUAACAGGUAGUCCCAACUCAAACAUUUGCAACUGAUUGAGCCAGAGGCUGAUGUGUCGGAACAAAAAAUAAAAGAACUACUAAAAACCUUGCAGAUAUCAACCUCUGUGCAAUAAACUGGUUUAAGAGAAAGUAUUUUUAACAUCUAAAAAGGAUCCAUUUGAACACUUGAGCUCAGUAUACUGCUCCUGCAUCACUUUCACUGUAAGUGGAAGCUUUCCAGUGUAACAUUCAUUCUGUAUUUAAAUUUCAUUUAAUGUGUGAAGUCAUAAAUGCUUAUUUAUAUGCACUGGAUUCAUUCUGAUAGACCGUUUGUCUAGUAUUAUUAAGUCAUGCCUAAAAUAGCAAAUGAUGCACCAUGUGGCAGAUGAUCUAUGUCCUAUGACUUGGUAUUUUAAUGCUGUUUUGAUCCAAUUUCAUUCUUAUGUGCCUCUGUGAGAUUUAAAUGUCAUGAGGGAACAAAACCAAUUAUAUGGUGUUUUCCAUUUGAGGCAGCUGUUUUUAGACUUUCUACAUUCUGCCAGUGCACAAUCCACUCCAUGUAGUAAAAUGUUUCCAAAAUGGGUUACAGUAUAGUCCAUCAUAAGGCUAUACUUUUUUUUUUGUAAUAUUUAUUGUGGUGGUGUUAUUCUUACAAUGUACAUUAGUAUGAGUGUUAAUAUCCAUUUGUUGCUUCAAUGUAAACCAGAACUAGAGAGAAAAAACAGACUAUUUAAAUUUACAAUUUUAUUUAGCAAAAAUGGUAAAAAUAAAUAAAUACAAAUUGAUCAAA
This is a messenger RNA of Ctenopharyngodon idella (grass carp), 2167 nucleotides long. RefSeq lists its product as uncharacterized. The transcript has 7 exons. The record is from RefSeq and is a predicted model, not a curated record. Gene Ontology annotation, molecular function: GTPase activity; GTP binding. Bases 514 to 1149 code for a protein of 211 amino acids. Lineage: Eukaryota; Metazoa; Chordata; Actinopteri; Cypriniformes; Xenocyprididae.